GAGGAUCUGACCGCCCAGAGAUCUCAGCAGAGCCCCGAGCCCCGAGCCGUCGAGCUGUCGCUUCCGCCUUCCGCGCCAUGGACUGGGACUGGGACUGCAGCUGCGGCUUCCGGGUCUUUGCGUCCAAGGAGCAAUGCCCCAAGUGCAGCGCCUGGAGGAGCAACAAGAAGCACAAGGGCUCCAAGAAGAGCAAGGGCGUGAAGCACCGCGAGAUGCGGAAGCGGCGGAUGUUGGAGUCCGGGGCAUGGGACUGCCGCUGCGGGCACCUGAACUACUCCUGGCGCAAGAGUUGCGGCCAGUGCUCGGAGGAUCGGGCGGAGGCGGAAGCGGAGGUAGAGGCAGAAGUGGAUGGCGGAGAGGGGGUCGCCCCCGUCUUCGAAAAGCGGCACCCCUGGUCCAAGGCUGAGCCUGGCGACUGGAACUGCCCCCAGUGCGACGCCGAGAACCUCUCGGACCGCGCAACCUGCUUCUCUUGUGGCGCCUACAAGCCGGAGAGGAGGGCGGGGGAUUGGGACUGCGCCUGUGGGCUCCUGAACUACGCGGACCGCGACAGCUGCUUCAGCUGCGGGGUGUUUCGGGAGGAAGCGGGCGAGUUGGAGAGAGAGGAGUUGGAGGAGCCGGAGCAGGAGGAGGAGGAGCCAGACCCCGAGGCCGAGGAGGCCGAGGAAAACGAGGCCGAGGCCGAGGAGGCGCUGGAUCUCAGCAUGCGGCCUCCGGAGCCGCAGCUCCCGCCCAGGUCCGCGCGGCCUACGGUUAAACCCGCGCCGACGCCGGUGCCGGCGCCGGUGCCGAAGCCGAAGCCGAAGCCGGCGACGAAGCCGGCGGUGAAGCAGCGCCCAAAGCCGGCGCCGAAGCCGGCGACGCCGGCGACGAAGCCCAUGGUGCCUGCGACGAAGCCGGCGCCUAUGGUGCCGAAGGCCAAGACCAAGGCGGCCGCCGCCCCAAACGCGGCCCCCGCGCGCAUCCCGCCCGGCGCGGGAGGCAUCAAGGGCUCCGCCGGCUCCGCCUCGGCGGCUCCCGCCGCGCCCGGCGGAGAGGCCAUCAAGGCCCUGUCGCGGGCGUCGCAGAACUUCAAGAAGUCCUGGAUGCAAUACUGCAAGAGCUUGGACUGCAAAAUCCUGGACCCCGGGCAAUGCGAGCCCAAGCUCAUCGAGCAGUUCUUGGACUACACGGCGGACCUCAUCCUCGCGGAUCUGGAGCCGCCGCUGGGUGACACGCAGCGAGUCACUGUGACCAUCCCGUGCUCGGUCGCGGAGCGGGUCAAGAGACUCAACCAGCUCGGGCUGAAGCAGGAUCUGCGACUGCAGCAGGUGGCCACUCACUUGUUGGUGCUCGAGGAGCAGAAGGCGCUCAAGGUGCUGGGCAUGCUGGAACUGGUCUACCAAGAGGUCUCAGACCCCAACGAGUUCGUGCGCACCCAAGCGCUGCUCAUGAAGUAGGGCUGGCCCAAACAGGGAGUUGUCAAGACGAUAC
Molecule: messenger RNA, 1473 nt
Organism: Effrenium voratum
Lineage: Eukaryota; Dinophyceae; Suessiales; Symbiodiniaceae
Source: the annotation of a GenBank genome assembly